Molecule: messenger RNA, 493 nt
Organism: Onthophagus taurus
Lineage: Eukaryota; Metazoa; Arthropoda; Insecta; Coleoptera; Scarabaeidae
Product: V-type proton ATPase subunit e 2
Biological process (GO): proton transmembrane transport
Cellular component (GO): proton-transporting V-type ATPase, V0 domain; plasma membrane proton-transporting V-type ATPase complex
Molecular function (GO): proton-transporting ATPase activity, rotational mechanism
Source: RefSeq, a predicted model, not a curated record
ACGAGUUCGAUUUGACAUAAGUCAUAUGAUCGUUUAACAGAGUCGAUCGAGUUUCGUCGAGUUUUAAUCGUAAUAAUGGGUGCAGCUGCUUUACCUUUUAUCAUUUUUACCGCCCUUUGGGGUGCUGUGGGUAUCGUUUUACCGUUUUUCGUACCUCGCGGGCCGAAUAGAGGGGUUAUCCAAGUCGUUUUGAUUCUAACUGCGGUCACAUGCUGGUUAUUCUGGUUAUGUUGUUAUAUGGCACAAAUGAAUCCAUUGAUUGGACCUAAAUUAGAUAGUCACAUUUUGAUGUUAAUGGCUAGAGAAUGGGGUAACGAGUUGAUAACUAAUUAAAUUAUAUAAUUAAAAUUGAUUAAUUUUGUUGUAAAUACUUUAUUAGUGUCCUUAUAAAUGCAUUAUGUCAUCUUUUUAAUUGUAAUAGUCGAAAAAUUAUGUAUUAUAUUAAUUCAUUCUGAAUAAUUAAUCCCUGUAAUAAAAAAGUUAUUAGUUUUAA